Messenger RNA from Prunus persica (peach), 715 nucleotides. RefSeq lists its product as uncharacterized. The transcript is spliced from 2 exons. NCBI's taxonomy places the organism in Eukaryota, Viridiplantae, Streptophyta, Magnoliopsida, Rosales, Rosaceae. The record is from RefSeq and is a predicted model, not a curated record. The coding region runs from base 371 to 562 and encodes 63 amino acids.
GUGAAUCACACUCCAUUAGAGCCAUAGUCCUCAGACGACGACGUAUUCGUUCCAGACUGAGUGAGGGCAGCAUCAGCCUCUGACCAAAUUAACUCGUAGCCCAAAUGAGAGUGACAAACUCUAUGCAACCCAAAUAAACGAAAUCUGCAAUGGUAAGACAAACCUUCAGCCAAGCUCACAACUAUUGAAACCUUAACCCGGUUCACUGACCCACCCGUCCGACUUGACCCAUCCACUUUUACUCUCUUAAAUUUUUAUUUAGUAAAAGGCCGAAAGGCAGGGGCCAACGUCCACCGUCAAAGCGCCGCUUGAAAGCCGAAACUUUCCCGAGAAAAUCAAGGAAAGAAAGCGAGAGAGAAACAGAAGGAAAAUGGCUGGGAGCCCUAAUACUUGGGCCUAUGCCCGGAUCAUCACCGGAACCAUUCUCGGUGGCGUUCUCGGCUUCUACGUCAUGGACCGCGUCGAGAAAAGCUACAAGGAGAAAGUGAAGGAGAGACUGAGACAGUACGAAAGUGAAUUGAAGAAGAAAGAGAAAUUGAAUGAGUUUGAAGAGUCUGUGUAGACUGUACCCUACCAGUGUUCUUUUUUCUUUUUUACUUCUGCUUGUGGUUGUUGAACACAAAAAUGUUGAAAUUUUGAAUCAUAUGUUUUUGUAUUUGGACUUAGCCAGUACUGGAGUUUGAUUCGAAUGAGAGUGUCUAUAUUUGAGGAAAAA